Drepanopeziza brunnea f. sp. 'multigermtubi' MB_m1 is the source of this 1716-nucleotide messenger RNA. RefSeq lists its product as uncharacterized. NCBI's taxonomy places the organism in Eukaryota, Fungi, Ascomycota, Leotiomycetes, Helotiales, Drepanopezizaceae. Gene Ontology annotation, cellular component: nucleolus; nucleus. Gene Ontology annotation, biological process: maturation of SSU-rRNA from tricistronic rRNA transcript (SSU-rRNA, 5.8S rRNA, LSU-rRNA). The record is from RefSeq and is a predicted model, not a curated record.
AUGGGGAAAUCAAAGACUUUUGCGCAGCACAUUGCUGAGUUGGAAGAUCCACUACCACAAGAUUUUGAUCCAGAAGAGGAUGCCCCAGUCCAGGAUACCGACAGCAGUGGCUCCGAGGAGAGCGAGGAUGAAGCAGCUGGUACCGAACAUUAUGUUAAAGUCGGGAAGAGCAAGCUGCGCAAACUAGACGAAGUUGCCCUGGGACCUGAAUACUCCGGAUCGCGAGUCAGUCGUGAAGCUUUACUGAAUGAUGACAGCGACGAGGAUGAAGAAGGAGAGGAGCAGGCUUCUGACUCCGAAGCUGAAAAUGAUGCGAAUGUGCGAUUCGCAGACCCCGAAGAUUCGGAGUUGGAUAUGGAAGUGGAUGAGGAUGGUGACAUCGAUAGUGACAAUGCUUUUGGGGAAGGGGAGAUCGACAAUGAGAAAUUCAAAAGCUUUACGUUUCGAGGGAGUGGCAAGCCUAGGGAGUCCAAGGGGGCCAAGAAGAUGAGGCCUACGGCAUCGGAUUUUAUGUCCGGGAGUGAAGACGAGGAGGAGGGAGCUGGUGUCGCUCUCAACAAUGAUGAUUCUGAUGAGCCAGAGACGGAGGAGGAUCUUUUAGAUGUAGAUGAGCAGCAUGAGGAUGCUUCGGAAGACGAAAGAUCAAGUGAGGAGGAUACCGCUGAAGACGAAGAGGACGACUCCGAAUCUAGUGAGGACGACAAGAGUGAAGCCGACGAGAACGAAGAUGAGAGACGAGCUGAACUGCGCAAAAUAAUGGGAGAGGAGCAACAAAGUGUUGUCGCAUCAAUCACCCAAGCCGCAAAGGCCGAUGCCGCCAAAGGGAACGCUGUCAAGGAUCAAAGGAAAGCUUUCGACUCGCUGCUUGGUGUCCGCAUGGUUCUACAGAAAGCUCUUAUUGCUACAAAUUCCAUGGCAACAGUUGACGAGAACGACUCGGAAGAUGCGUUGAACCAGCCAUACGAAGCAGCAGAAGAGGCGGCCAUCAAACUAUGGAACACACUCGACGGAAUUCGACACGAGCUAUCAAAAGCCGGCUCUGCUAAAACAGGACAGAAACGAAAGCGCGAUGUAGAAUCAUCUACUCCGUCUUCUGAUCUCUGGGAACGGAUGCAAGCUUCCGAAGUAGCUAUGAUCGAUUCUCGGCAGACCACGCUGGAGAAAUGGUCCUCUAAAGUCAGAGGCACGACAUCCCUACCCCUCUCCCGGAAGCUUAACCCGACAGCGCCGCAGCAGUCCAUCACAUCGCUCCUUCAAGAUCAGCUUGCCAGCUCGGAGCACCUCAUCCAAAAGACGAAGAUCCCGAGAGCGUGUGCGCCGAUCCAACGGGAUGCCAAACUUACCGAGGAUCCAAACAUCUACGACGACGGCAAUUUCUACCAGAUGCUCCUGAAAGAACUCGUGGAUCAGAGAAGAGUAGAAUCUUUGACAGCGCCUGCUGCUGGCAAGGCAUUGCAGUGGACAGCUGUCAAGGAGGUGAAGACGAGGAAGAACGUCGAUACGAAGGCGAGUAAGGGGAGAAAAAUGCGGUUUACCGUGCACGAAAAGUUGCAGAACUUCAUGGCGCCGGAGAACAGAGGGACCUGGGCACCAGAGGCUGUUGAUUCAUUCUUUGGAAGUCUGUUAGGACAGAGACUGAACCUUGGUGAGGAGGAUGAGGACGAGGACAUGGAGGAGGAAGUUAACCCUAUGGAAGCUCUGGUAUUUGGGCAUUGA